Messenger RNA from Pseudophryne corroboree (corroboree frog), 1005 nucleotides. Its product is annotated as olfactory receptor 6B1-like. The record is from RefSeq and is a predicted model, not a curated record. Gene Ontology annotation, biological process: G protein-coupled receptor signaling pathway. NCBI's taxonomy places the organism in Eukaryota, Metazoa, Chordata, Amphibia, Anura, Myobatrachidae. The transcript has a single exon. Gene Ontology annotation, cellular component: membrane. The coding region runs from base 1 to 1005 and encodes 334 amino acids. Gene Ontology annotation, molecular function: olfactory receptor activity; G protein-coupled receptor activity.
AUGCUGAACAUCUCUACACCAACCCAACUGUCCCACCGUCUGCUGCUGAGUGGAUCAUCUUCUAUGACUAUGAAUAAGUGCAACCAAACAGAGAUUACUGAAUUUAUUUUACUAGGGAUCCAGGGUUCUUGGGUUCUGCAAAGUUUCUUUUUUGUUAUAUUCACUGUGACGUACAUCUUCACAAUAUCUGGAAACGUCUUAAUUGUUGGGUUGGUUAUGAGAAGUCAACGGCUUCACACCCCGAUGUAUUUUUUCCUCUGUCAUUUAUCCUUAUCUGACAUCUUGUUGUCUACAAAUGUGGUCCCUAACCUGUUAUGCACCUUACUAUGGUCAGGAAAGACCAUGUCAGUCAGGGACUGCAUCACACAGUACUAUUUUAGCUGCUUAUCAACAAUAUCUGAGUGUUUCCUCCUCACAGUGAUGUCUUAUGAUCGAUAUUUGGCUAUUUGUAGACCACUGCAUUAUGUCACUAUCAUGGACAUGAGCCUCCGUCUCCACCUUGUGAUGUGGUCUUGGUUGCUGGGCUUUCUUCUCAGCCUGUCCUCCAUUAUUUCACUGACUGCCAUGAAGUUUUGUGGAAGCAAUAUCAUUGACCACAUUUACUGUGACAUUGCUCCUCUCCUUGAGUCAUCUGGUUCAGACACUUCCAUUACAGUUAUAGGAACCAUUGUAUUUUCCAUUCCACUUGUAUUUUUUCCAUUUAUGUUCAUUUUCAUAACUUAUGUCAGGAUUAUCCUCACUAUCGGGAAAAUCUCCACAUCCACCGGAAGAAACAAAUCCUUGUCCACCUGCAGUUCCCACAUCACAGUUGUCACCACAUACUAUGGAACAUUAAUUGCUAAAUACACAGUGCCAUCUUCUGGACAUUCAGUGAGUUACAGCAAAGUAAUUUCCCUCCUGUACACUGUGGUUACACCGCUACUGAAUCCUGCAAUAUAUAGCCUGAGGAACCAGGACAUAAGAGAUGCUCUGAAGAAAUUAAUAUAUCUAAGAAAAAUGUAUUAA